Hydatigera taeniaeformis is the source of this 1338-nucleotide messenger RNA. The record is from the annotation of a GenBank genome assembly. NCBI's taxonomy places the organism in Eukaryota, Metazoa, Platyhelminthes, Cestoda, Cyclophyllidea, Taeniidae.
AUGUCAUUUGCGUCCAAAGUAACGUUUGUUGCUUCUUGCGUUGCGGCCAUUGGAGUUAUUGCUUACGUACACAUUGAGCAAGCCUUAGAGCGGGAGGUAGCGAAUAAGUGCCACUGUACGAGAAGAAAUCGAGGCAACGAAAGCCCUUAUAAAAGACCGAAUAGAGUCACCGUAAUGUUCAGAACCAUUAGCGACUGCUGUGGCAUAACCGGCAAUCUUGUAGAUAUGAGUGAUCAUUUGGACGGCUUGUUUUUGAACAUUGCACAAAAUUGUCCUGACGGCAUCAGGGGAAUGCUGGACGCCUUUUUUGGGUUCCUUUCCCGCAGAACUGAUUUCUACUAUGGUGCUGCAAUAAAUGAUGCCAAGCAACUUGUUCUAGAGCAAUUCGAGAAGCACAAGACUGCCGCUCUGGACCGUCAUAAACGAGAGAAGGAGGAACUGAGAGUCAAGGAGGAACGUGAAAAACGUCGCAGAGCUGAACGCGCAGAGGAGGCUCUUCGAAAAUCUGCUGACAACGAUGUACACAGUGGCGUAGUGAUAGAGGAGGUUAAGGAUGACGAAAAGGUUGGCGAGAUGGUGAAAGUGGAGGAGGAAGGCCAGGAGUCGGCGAAAGCAAGCCCGAAGGGAGACGAUGGGAUUGAGGCGAAGGCGCCGGUUAAGCCCGUUAAAGUGGGACCCCUUGCUGAAGGGGAGGAGGAAGAUGAGGAGGACAAAGGCAAGCUGAAGCCCAACGAUGGAAAUGGCGCUGAUCUUGACCGCUAUCGAUGGACUCAAACUCUUCAAGAUUUAGAAGUUAGAAUUCCAAUAAGAAUGGGUAAGCGUAUCAAAGGCCGCGACGUUGUGGUUGAGUUCAAACGAAGGCAUUUAAAAGUUGGGCUUCGAGGUCAGGAGCCAAUUCUUCAAGGCGAACUUUACAAUGAAAUUAAGGUGUAUAUCCUUUGUGUCAAUGUGCGACUUAAAAUGCUCUUUGUGGCAUUUGCUCUUGCAUCGCUUGAACUCUCUAUUAAACAGAAAAGGGGAAAUGCAGAGGAGUCUUCUUGGACCCUGGACGACGGACUAGAGAUAGUGCUGAGUCUAGAGAAGGUCGACAAGAUGUUUUGGUGGUCAUGUGUGGUAAAGGGAGAGCCGGAGAUUAACACAAGACGCGUGCAGCCAGAGAACUCGAAGCUCGGUGAUCUGGAUGGGGAGACGCGAGGCAUGGUGGAGAAGAUGAUGUACGACCAACGCCAAAAGCAACUUGGUAAACCUACGUCUGAGGAGCAGAAAAAGCAGGAGUUACUAAAGAAAUUCAUGGACGCGCAUCCUGAAAUGGAUUUCUCUAAGUGCAGGUUCGACUAA